GUUUUUUGUGUGCGGAAUUUUAUUAGGUUUUGAAUUUUAAUUUUUUCGGAUCAGGUUUAUAAGUUUCAUGAUAAAAAUCUUGAAGCUAUAAAUCAGACAUUAGAUUUUAAUUUAUAAAAUUUGAAUUAUAAUUAGAUUAAUCGAGCAUUUUUUUUUGGAAACUUUCUUGAGACUUUGUCCUUUUUCAGUGGAAAAGUUUCAACAAGUCGUUUUCUGUUCGUCUGUCCAUGCCACGUGUGUGUUUUUGGUUCCGGUUCUACACAUUGUAGCUGUUGAGUUGAGCACAUGGCACCAUAUCGUAACAGUGCUCAAAACUCUCUAUCAUCGAAUGUUAAUGAUUCGAUUGAACCGACUGAUCGUGACAUUUGGUCAUCAAUAUUGAAACAAGUUCAACAGACUGCAACGAAUAAAUUACCUUCGAAUAAAUCUAUUCUUGUACUCGGUGACAAUGAUUCUGGUAAAUCAUCACUCAUUGCUAAGAUGCAAGGCAUCGAUACAACGUGCAAAGGAUCCGGACUUGAAUAUCAUUAUCUAAUGGUUCGUGAUGAAUAUCGAGAUGAACAGACACAAUGUGGUGUAUGGAUAUUGGAUGGCAAUUAUAAUUGGAAAUCUCAAUUGUUAAGAUUCGCAUUGAAUAAAGAUAAUUUUGAAGAUACAACCAUACUUGUUGUAUGUUCAAUGACUAAACCAUGGGAGAUGAUGAAUUCACUUCAGUAUUGGAUGAAUUGUCUACAAAAACAUGUACAAAAUUUAAAUUUGGAUUCGAAAAAAUUUAAAGAAUAUCAAGAUAAAAAUACACGACGAUUCCAGGAUUACAUUUCACCUGGUGAUGAAAUAGAAGGAUUAACUUCGAUGCGUCGUUCGCAAAAUGGUGAUCACUCAACAACAUCCACAACCGGUAAUAAUGGCAUUCCAAUUGAUCAUAUCGAACCUGAACGAGAUCCAUUACCUUCUGAUGUACUAUCACAUAAUCUUGGCCUGGACAUAGUCGUAGCCAUUACAAAAACAGAUUAUAUGUCUACAUUGGAAAAAGAUUAUGAUUUUCGUGAGGAACAUUUCGAUUUCAUACAACAAUAUGCUAGAAAAUUUUGUCUUCAAUAUGGCGCAACUUUGAUGUAUGUUUCUGCUAAGAUAAACAAAAAUUGUGAUCUAUUAUAUAAAUUUCUUAUACAUCGGAUUUAUGGAUUAAAAUUCAAAACUCCAGCAUUGGUGGUCGAAAAGGAUGCUAUUUUUAUACCAUCUGGUUGGGAUAAUGAGAAAAAAAUUUCCAUUCUUUAUGACAAUAUACAAUCAUUUUCACCUGAUGAUAAUUAUAAUGAUGUGAUAAUGCCACCACAUAAUGUUAAUCCUACUAUGAAAGAGCCGGAAAUUGUUUCCGAAGAUGAUCAGAUUUUUUUGAUGAAAUUACGAACACAACUGAAUCAACAGGUUCCAUCCAAUAUUACUAACACGUCACUAAUGCAGCCACUUCGAGGUACCCCCACUGGUGGUAGUCAAUCAUCAUCGUCCAAUACAGCGACACCGGUUGGUGGUAAUACUGGUACCCACAGUGGUGGAUCGGCCAAUAAAUCAGAUCGUCGACAAUCACAUCAAACACCAUCAAGUCAUAGCGCUAGUCCAGCUGCUGCGGCUGCUUUUCUUGAUGCAUCCGGUAAAGCAUCACCCGGUGGUGAGCGUGUUUUGCAAACGUUUUUCAACUCACUAUUGAGCCGAAAAUCGGUUGGAGGAUCAGGAGGAAACAGUAGUACACCUAGUGGUGGUAAUUCAUCUGGAUCUGUUCGUAAUAGCCAAUCUGGUGUCACAACACCCAAUUCAGCAUCAUCAACGGCUGUCGAAUCAUUACGUACCCGUGAUGUACAAGCUGAAUUAGAUCGCAUAAUUGAAGGUACAAAAUCAUCAACAAACGAUGAAUGAUUUGAUCACGUGUAGUAAAGAAUCAUGAAAGAUGGCAAUUAUUUAUGAUGUUUUAUUUAUUUUUAUUCUUUUCACAAAAAUUACAAUAAUAAUAACUAAUAUUUAUGUG
Molecule: messenger RNA, 2023 nt
Organism: Dermatophagoides farinae (American house dust mite)
Lineage: Eukaryota; Metazoa; Arthropoda; Arachnida; Sarcoptiformes; Pyroglyphidae
Gene: Dlic
Product: dynein light intermediate chain
Biological process (GO): microtubule-based movement; microtubule cytoskeleton organization
Cellular component (GO): centrosome; cytoplasmic dynein complex
Molecular function (GO): dynein heavy chain binding
Source: RefSeq, a predicted model, not a curated record